Molecule: messenger RNA, 2304 nt
Organism: Acanthamoeba castellanii str. Neff
Lineage: Eukaryota; Discosea; Longamoebia; Acanthamoebidae
Product: Myblike DNA binding protein, putative
Exons: 2
Coding region: 1-2304 (767 amino acids)
Biological process (GO): mRNA splicing, via spliceosome
Cellular component (GO): spliceosomal complex; Prp19 complex
Source: RefSeq, a predicted model, not a curated record
AUGAGGAUCAUCAUCAAGGGAGGUGUGUGGAAGAACACGGAAGAUGAGAUUCUGAAGGCUGCGGUGAUGAAGUACGGCCUCAAUCAGUGGGCUCGUAUUUCGUCGCUGUUGGUGCGAAAAUCGGCGAAGCAAUGCAAGGCGCGCUGGUACGAAUGGCUGGACCCGAGCAUCAAGAAGACCGAAUGGAGCCGCGAGGAAGAAGAGAAGCUGCUGCAUUUGGCUAAGCUGAUGCCCACCCAGUGGCGCACGAUCGCCCCCAUCGUGGGGCGCACGCCGGCGCAAUGCCUCGAACACUACGAGAAGCUGCUCGACGCUGCACAGCAGAAGGACGCCGAAUUCGAUUCUGCCGAUGAUCCUCGUCGUCUGCGACCGGGAGAGAUCGACCCCCAGCCCGAGACCAAGCCGGCUCGGCCCGACCCGGUGGACAUGGACGAAGAUGAGAAGGAGAUGUUGUCUGAAGCGCGAGCGCGUCUCGCCAACACGAAGGGUAAGAAGGCCAAGAGGAAGGCGCGCGAGAAGCAGCUGGAGGAGGCUCGACGAUUGGCCGCCCUUCAGAAGAAGCGCGAGCUGAAGGCUGCCGGUCUACACAUCCCCGAGAGGCGACGCAAGAUGAAGGGCAUCGAUUACCUCAAGGAAAUCCCCUUCCAGAAGAAGGUGCCCUCUGGCUUCUACGACACGAGCCGCGAGCUGGGCGAGGAGAGGAAGCGCCGCGCCGAUCCCAACUUCGUCCCUGUCGCACUUCAACGUCUCGAGGCUCGUCGCCGCGAUGAGGAGGAAGAGCGCCAGCGCAAGAAGGACGCUCGUAAGGUCACCAUGCGCAAGAUCAAGGACCUGCCUGCCGCCAUCGGCGACGCCGAGAUGGAAGAGAUUGCCAAGCUCGGUGCCAGCGCCCCACUUCCCCUCGAGGAAGGCAGCGGCGCCACUCGCCUCCUCCUCGCCGACUACUCGGCUGCUCCCACUCCCACCCCUCUUCGCACGCCCGCACGCGACAUGCGCACUCCCUCGCGGCAGGACACCGUGCUGCUCGAGGCACAGAACCUCAUCGCCCUCACGCGCGGCGAGACCCCGCUCAAGGGCGGCGAGAACACACCUCUCCACCCGAGCGACUUCAGCGGCAUCACACCUCGCCACGUCGAAGUCCAGACGCCCAACGUGCUCGCCCUCGCCACUCCCGGCCGAGCGCCCGACGGCGGUGCCACGCCGGUCAAGGGCGGACGUGCGCUGAGCGUUUCGGCAACGCCGGGCCGAGCCGGCGCCACGCCGCUGCGCACGCCCCUCCGCGACGGCCUGCACAUCAACGAGCCCAUCGAGGGCGACAGCAUGGCGCUCUCGACGCCGCUCAUCGAGAAGCAGCGGCAGCAGGCCGUGCGGCAGCAGUUGCGCAUGGGUCUCUCGUCGCUCCCCGCUCCCAGCAACAAGUACGAGCUGCUCAUGCCCGAGAUCGAAGAUGAGGAGGAGGACGCCGAGGCCCAGAUGGUGGAGGACUCGGAGGACGCCCUGCAGCGAAAGCGCGACGAGGCCCGAGCACAGGAGGAGCUCAAGCUGCGCCUCCGCUCGCAGGUGCUCAAGCGUGACCUGCCCAGGCCGCUCGGCGUCAACCGGGCUUUCCUUGAGACCGACGACUCCGCCACCGACGAAGAGUUGCGCAAGGCCGACGAGGAGACACGACGCGAGAUGCUCCUGAUGCUCAUCCACGAAGCCGUCGAGUACCCCAUCAAGGGCGGCGAGGCCCCCAAGGCCCACCCGCCAUACGAGCAGAUGACCGAGGACGAGCUCACCGCUGCGCGCAAGCUGCUCAUGGACGAGGUCGCCGUUACCACCGCCCACAACGGCCGCGUGCCGCCCGAGGUCUACGCGCGAGUGUGGGAGCAGGUGAGCCAGGAGUACGUCUACGUGCCGGCCAAGAAGCGCGCCCUCCCCGUCUCGUCCCUCUCCGGCGACGAGCGGCUCGCCGCGCUCCGGGCCAAGCUCGACGCCCUGCAGGCCCAGGCCAAGAAGGAGACCACCAAGGCCGCCAAGCUCGAGAAGCGCCUGGCCGUCUACAACGGCGGCUACCAGAACCGAGCCAACGCCCUUCACAAGGAGAUCCUCGAACUGUACAUGAACCUGGACAAGGCCACCGUCGAGCUCCGCUGCUUCGAGGCCCUGCGCGGCAUGGAGGAGCGCGCCCUCCCGGCACGCCUCGCCGCGCUCGACGACGAACUCGACGCCCUCCGCGCCCGCGAGGACGCCCUCCAGCGCCAGUUCGCCGACCUGUCCGCCCUCCACCGGCACUCGGCCGCCGUCGCCGCCUUCUCUUCCUAA